AGGGUUUUCUCUAAAAUCCCAAGAAUUUCAUUAACCUGUCCUUCUCUGCUUGUGUUUUUUCCCCUCCUCCUUAAGAACAACAAUCCGCUGCUCAUCGUUCAUCCCUCCAUACCAUCCCAUCCAUAUUUCCUUCUAGAUACGACCACCGGCUGCGGAUAGAGAGAGAGAGAGACGGUCCAUUGCCGCUGCCAAAGCAUUUAUAUCCUUCAGAAGAGAAGAGAUAUAGCUGAGCACUGUCCCCAAGCCAGGUCGGAGUUUUCCGCACAAACAAUCUAGCUAGCUACUUUUGCCUCUUUGUGGAAUCGAUAACGACUCGUCUGAGAGAUCGACGAUCCAUCAACCAUUCUGUCGACACGUAGAACCAGAGACUUUGUCGGUUGUCGUCAUCCUAACUGGAAGCAAACGCUGCAGUGGAGUCAAGCUCGGCGGUCAAAUAUAAUCUUACGCCGCCCAAUGAGAUCAUGGCAAUGACCUCUUCUUCUAGACCAUUUGGAGGAUCUUCAGCUUUCCCCAAUUCUCCGGCUCCUACCACGUCCUCAUCGUUGAAUUAUAGUCAAUAUGGAUCCAACUCCUUCGCGUCGCCUUCCGCUCAUCGACCUUCAGCCCCGAGCGUCAGCUCGAGUUAUUCAAAUCGGACGGUUCCGAGGCAAGGAACAGGUUUAAGACCGUCAGCAGGAGGCGGGGGAAGUGGGAGUGCAAGUGCAAGCGGCGAUCGCAAAGUUGAGAGUAGAGAUGUUGCGAGGAUACAUUAUCGAGCUCUGAGGGAUUUUCUGAGAGAAUGGCUGGAGAAUGAAUCCGCUUCCACUCGCGCAUCAGCGAGGGACAAGCUCACCCGUCUCACAAAACUGCAAUUUCAGGAACUCUCCACAGACGUGUAUGACGAGUUGCAACGGAGGCUAGAUCAAGAACAUGGUCCGAAUGGCGCAGACGCCUUUCUCCCCGUUCGUGAGGACUUUCACCCGAAGCGAAACCAAGCCAGACAAAAGCUCGCGACGUUGCCGCGUAGUCGCUUUCGUGAUCUCGCCAGCGAUGUCUUCUAUGAGCUACGCAGGAGGUAUCCAGAGUUCCAGGAGGAGGAGACCGAAGAGACCAUGUUCGAUGACGAGCCACCGCCCGCGCCUGGUCCCGUCGCCCCUCGCAAUCAAUACGACCGCAAUGGUCCCACUGCUCCUGUCGCUUCUCAUCAGCGCCAAGGGUCUCGCAAUGUCUCUGGCUCCUCUUCCCAUUCUCACCCCAGUCGAGAUGGAUCAAGGGAUUACAUGACUCGGCCAAAUGGUUCUGCUUUCGGGGGCGGAUCUGCCAACAUGGGAAUGACGACUAGUGACAAUAUUAUCCCCAACAAAUCACGAAUGCGAGAAGAGGAUGUCAAAGUCCCUUACUCUCGAGAUUCCACGAGUGGUCCACCUCCCCAGCCUCUCGCUCCCAUGGCUCGGUCUGGGCCUGGAAUGCUGGACAGACCGACGAAUGAUGUGGUCAUACCUAAUAAGAGUCGUUUACGGGAAGAAAACAUAGAGGUGCCGUUCUCCCGUGACGACUCCGCGACUGGAUCUUCCAGCACACGACCCUCGCGGUCCGCAUCAAAGAGCAGCGCAGGUGGAGGCAUGGUCGACCGUCCGACCAACGAUGUCGUGGUCCCUAAUAGGAGCCGCAUGAGGGAGGAAGAGGUCCAGGUUCCCUAUGCGAGGGAAUCACGUAAUCUGGACAGACCGCGAUCUUCUGCAUCCUCUCGCCCUGGAUCAGUUUCCAGCCAGAAUCACGAUCGCACGCCGAGAAUCGACGGACCUCAGAACGCUCUCAGUCCUCACGGUGCAGGAGACGAUAGAGAAUACUACGAUCGAAUGUCUUUUUCAUCGAAUAUCACUUCGAAAUCUAGGACCGGAGGAACACCAGGUGGUGCUGGACUAGGUUGGGAUGAGGAACGCGAGCAAAAGAUCAGGGCAGAGUACGAAUUCAGGAUCGCUGGACUAGAGCGUAAAGCCAGUCAGGCUGAAGGCGAGAGAGAAGCAAUGAGGAAAAAGGUGGAAGAGUUGGAAUCUACGGUCAGAGGCGAUGAUGUGGAGAUACGGGGCAUGAAGGAGCGGGCCGCUUUACACGCCUCUCAGCUACGGUCCAUGCAGCAUGAACUGGACAUUGCCAAAGAUGGUGCAGAGGCAGCACGGAGUCAUGGGGAGUCGAGUUCCAGGCAAGCUCAGGAGGAGAUCUCGCACUGGAAAGAGAGGUGUGAUAGGCUAGAAGAUGAAUUGAGAAGGGCGGAAGAGGAGCGCAGUGCGCUGGAAACUGCGAAUGCAGCAGGAGGCAUGAAUACCGACGAAGCCGUCUCUUCGCUCAAGCAGGAAAUACAUACCCUUGUGGAUGAAUUGCAGUCGUUGUCAGCUCGGAACGAAGCGCUUAUCACCGAGCGAGAGAGGGACGCCCAAGCGAUGAACGAGAUGGAAGCCAAGGUGGAAGAGUACAAGAGAAUGUACGAUUCGGCAAGAGUAGAGUUGAGGAACCUCAAAGCUACUUCCAUGAUGUUCGUACCGAAACCCGCUACCGAUGACCACCUUCCUGCUUCACCCGAUGGCAACAUUGCAGAUAUCAACGUAUUGGCGUUCCAGACUGCGAUCGAUGGACUGCUCUCUGCCGCUAGAUCUUCACAGCCGUCCAGCGUCUUGUCGUCAAUGAAGUCCAUCGUGGAGGCCAUCACGGAGAUCGGGGACGAUGUCAAGCAAUUCGAAGCGCGACCCAACCUUGAUGUCGAUGUAUCUCGCCUGGAGUCACUCAAAUUUGAAUCGACCAAUCGGCUCAACUCACUCAUGCAGACCGCCAGAAAUCACGCCAUGUCUUCAGGUUUGGCGCCUGUAUCUCUGAUCGAUGCCGCAGCUGGACAUCUCAGCUCCAACGUUGUGGAGAUUAUCAAGUUGCUGAAGAUUCGACGAAGUGGUGAAGCUGCCACUAUGACCCGUAAUCGAAGCAGUAUGAGCAUCAAGGACAUGGUCGAUCGAUCUAGAGCUGGAGCAGGUACACCCACACUGGAUCGUCGUGCCAACACUCCCACAACGGAGUACUCCAAUCGAUCCGGUACUCCGACCGAGUCUGCACCGAUCAAAUCUACUUCUUCGUCUGCUGGGUCCAGAUUACGUGAUUACGCUGCGGGAGCCAAGGAAUAUGCACAAGGAGCCGUCGAAAGACUUCGCGAGCCCUUGAGUGCGACAUCCUCUAGUGGCGUCCGAAGGGCUUUCGACGGACUCGUUCAAUCUACUCGGUCGGGAUCUGGAGAUGGUAGAUCACUCUCACCCAUAGAUACCAAGGUCAAUGGCGCUGGUUCAGGACCCAUGAGCGCAAGUGCCAGUGCGUCCGCCAACUCUUCUGGACCCAACGCAGCAUCCAACCUCCGUAUCAACUCUUACGCUUCGAACACGUCUUCCAUGGCUAGAUCUGAUUCUUUCGAUUACGACCAUAAACCAUCCGUCUCGACUUAUGAUCAGCGUCGACCGACCCUUGAAUCAAGAAGCAAUACUUACAGCUCGCAGAACGAUUAUGUUGAUCGAUCGAGUGAACGGGACAGUCGGGACAGAGUACGGGGAGACAGCGUAUCUUCACGAAACGGAUUCAGAUCUCCAGUAGAAAUGCGCAAUCCUUCGGGGGACCACCGUGGCAAUGGAUACAAUCGCGAUCCGGCGCCAAGAUCACAGAGCCCGGCCGCAGGAGCAACAGGAGCUUCGGGCGACAGCACGCCUAUGGCGCCUGUUUCUGCCGUCUCAGCCGCAUCAAUGGGCUCGGGCUCGGCGUCCAAGUCUAAUCCACCGAGGGACGAUGAUGAGGUGUUCCUAGGUCAGGGCGGAGGGACAGAUCAAGAGUGGGAGGAUGUCAAGCCAUACCUCGAGAAUCAGUCCUCUGCCCUCGUCAAUUCGAUCCAAAACUUGCUCGCUGCGAUCCGAACCGGAGGUCCUACUCCAGCAUUGAACGAGCACUUGUCCGAAGUCAUCGCCAUAGCUUCAUCCAUCGUUGCUGUAUCCACAGACGCUCUACCUACUUCUCUCCGCGCAGAGGGCAACCCACUCUUGCGCGAAUUAGUGGGCAACACCAACAAGCUCAGCGAAGCUCAAGAAUCAGCCAAGAAUGGAGGAUUUGAUAAAGCCAUGAGACAGAUUAUAGCCAGUGCGAGCUUUGGCGUGGCGAAGAGUUUGAAGAGCUUGAUGAAAUUGGGGGCAGAGUAGAUGUGCGGCGCAACGCACGAGUCGCAGGCGCGGUGCCGUGGUGUUGACACGUAGUUUCCGGGACCUUCAGCAUUGCCAUCUUUGUUCUGGGGGGGUUUCGACCCUCAUAGAUAUCUCUGUCUUGUUGUCAUACCACGACUCUUUUGUCCGUGUCAUUCUUAUCAACAAUACUGCAUUUAUCGAGAACUUCACGAGAGU
This is a messenger RNA of Kockovaella imperatae, 4397 nucleotides long. RefSeq lists its product as hypothetical. The transcript is spliced from 9 exons. The record is from RefSeq and is a predicted model, not a curated record. Gene Ontology annotation, molecular function: MAP kinase scaffold activity. Bases 462 to 4199 code for a protein of 1245 amino acids. Gene Ontology annotation, cellular component: cell cortex of growing cell tip; actomyosin contractile ring. NCBI's taxonomy places the organism in Eukaryota, Fungi, Basidiomycota, Tremellomycetes, Tremellales, Cuniculitremaceae.